Molecule: messenger RNA, 4701 nt
Organism: Diuraphis noxia (Russian wheat aphid)
Lineage: Eukaryota; Metazoa; Arthropoda; Insecta; Hemiptera; Aphididae
Gene: tay
Product: tay bridge kinase
Source: RefSeq, a predicted model, not a curated record
CAGAUAGUUUGUUAUUUUCUUUUCUAUCCUUUAUUAUUAUUAUUAUUAUUUUUUCUAUAAUACUACUACGUGCUCGACCGAAAACUGACGACGGCGACAAGUGAGUGUGUGCGCGCGCGUUCUCUCCCCAGUCACUGUACCCGACCGACCACCACUGACGACUCUCGCGUCCGUGUGUGUGUGUACGUGUUUGUAUAUGCGUUUGUAUGAGUGUGCGUGUGUUUUGUUAAAUCAAUUGCCCUGUUCACGUUAUCGCUCCGUUGUCGUCGCCGUAAAUCUCUUCGUUUUUAUUCGUUCCCGUAGCCGUUUGACGCCAUCGCCGUCACCGACAGUUCACCACGGCCAGAUAAUAUUCGAUCGCAGAGCAUCGGUCCCGGCGGUGAUGUCGUACGCUAGAGGCACGGACGAUACGACGUCUACUGGGCAGACGUCGCCGCCGCCGCUAACCCGUCCGCGCGUCUGAUCGCCAACGAUAAUAGUAUUAUUCUCUCACGCGCAAUCGUGUUCUGCCACCGUACGGGCCAAUGAUCCAAGCUCACGUCUCGUGAUAUUAAUAUUAAUAUAUAUAUAUAUAUAUAUUACUUGGCUUUUUUUUUGUGUGUUUUUAUUAUUAACCCACCAAAUAGUUCAUUUUCGAACGAUGUGACGAGCAGAGGAUUCUACCGAUAUUUGUUUUCCGUUCGCGAUGACCGGCCGACCGGCGUUCGACGGGUCCAAGUUUGUUGUGUGCCGGACUACUGACGUGUCGUGAUAACAUGGAAACGGAUAUUAAGCAGCAGCGUAUCAAACGCAGUAAGCGCCGUGAACGGGCUCAGCGUAUGCACGCAAAGAAACAUGAGCUGGACAGUGGCGAAGAGGACGAACUGUCCACAAAAGAAAAGGCUCAGAGGCCUCCGCCGCCGAACCGCAGRAAAAAGAAGGAAACKACACUGUUUGACGAAGACGUUGUCGAUGGAUUUGCUAUUCUUUCUUUCAAGUCGUAYGAAGAUCUUGAAAAUUGUGUGCAACAAUGUUUGGUGAAGAGCGCAGUGACUCUUGGGUUAGAUCCAUCAUCUCAAGGCUUUUUACAUCGGAAUCAUCAUAAGCAUCACCGAAAUCAUGCACAUAACCACAAUAACAAUAAUCAUCACCACGACAGUAAUUCCAGUACUCCAGUCACGCCAGUCAAAACAGAAUAUAAUGUUCCCAGUCCUCCGACAACACCUAAUAAUUUUAAUCAUAAUAAGGAUUCUUCGUCGUUGGACUUAAAGCAUGACAGUGAAGGUGGAGACAAUGAUGCUUCUGUUGUGCAUUCAAAUUCUGUUCAAUCCUUUAAAAGACCAUCUGGUAAUAAGGUAUCUACUUCUUCGCUUAGUCAGAGUGGUCAAAGACGAUCAAGUUCGAGGGAACGAUUCAGUGAUGCGAGUAGCAAUUGUAGUUCAGGCAGAGGAUAUAUUUGUGAUAGUGAAGACGAGGGUGAUAAGGGUUCAGAUAAUUCUGAUCUCUUCAGGACCAGUUUGGUUUCUAGAAAAGAUGAAUUACCAGGAAGAAUUUCUUCUGAACCUACCCAGAAUUUACCUGCUACGGUUUCUAAAGAACCUAUAUCAAUAACACCACCCGGUCGUCAACCUACUCCUCCAUUAGUUAAUGGUAUAGAGUUUGAUAAUCAUUCGACGUCUGAAACAACAACAGCAUCUACGACUCAUAUAAGGCCCUCACAAAAUUCCAUGUUACCACCUCCUUCAACUACUCCUCAAGCUCUACAGGUGUCUCAACCAAAAUGUCCAUCUCCUACUAUACCUCCACCAUCCACGCCACCUACUACACCUAAACCGCAAAGUACACGUGUGAAUGGACAUGAACUUUCGACGACUCCUGCUACAGUAACAUCGAGGUAUUCCCCAGUACCAUCUUCAGGACUCAAUAGUCCUAGGAAUUUUUCAACAAAUCCGGUACCGCCUACGAGUGCGUCGCCAUACCAAACACCACCUCAAGCGUGUCCAUUGUCUUUGAGCAUAACAAAUUCUUACAUAACUCCUUCAACAUCUCAACAUCCAGUCUUAUCCCACGCUGCAUCGAAUUACAUCCCAAAAUCUACUAAUCAAACACCUUCUCCUCACCAACAUACUUCUCCUUAUGUGCAAAAACCAAACAUGAUAUACCAUCCACCUCACGGUUCCCCUUAUCCCUCGCCUAAUUAUCAUCCUAGUCCAUAUAAAUCUACCCCGUCAUUAUUGGCUACAGUGUCUAGUGCAUAUAUGCCAUAUUCUACCCCCCAGUCAUCCACAGUGACUGUAUCUGCUUCUUCGACGAUUCCUAGCACAUCCAGCAGUCCGAUAACAAUGACAACGCCAGUAAACAAUUUUAGCUCUCCAUACCAACCUCCUGUACAUCAACAACAUUAUCCACCGUUGUAUGCUCCAUACAGAARUACACCAUAUAUGCCAUCUGCGCUAUCAAAUGCAGCCAGAUUAAGUCGAACUUCUCCAAUGUCUGUGAUAUCAACAAAAUCAAGUGUUGUGACUGCACCUCAUCUUGUUGCACCAACAGUUGCUGCUGCUUCUACUUCUACUACCACUACUACGUCAAUUUUGAGUGGACACGCUGUGUUAAGUAGAGGGCAGUCACCACGAGGACCAAGUCCAAACAGAGAUCGUGAUAGUUAUAUUUUAAACCGAAGUAAUGGCCCUCCGAUAAAUUCUCCUUCGUCAUUCAAUACUUCAUCAUUAGUAUURCCUCCUGCCGCUACUCCAACAUUAGCACCUACUGUUUCAUCUUCAGGACCUUCUAGUCUUGUAUAUAAUAAGCCACCAUUGUGGGGUCCAAUGGGAAACAACAGUAUUGCGACAUCUACAAUGGCAAAUAUUACUCGACAACAUCCAUCAUCAUACCCCCCUCCGUUAUUUUCUUCGCCAGUAUCUACCGCUACGUCACAAUCUUCUUCUUUACCAUCAGCACCACCUGCUCAUAAUCCCUUUUCCGCUGAAUCUUUAUUUCAAUCAAAUCAAGCUGACAUGUUAAGGAGAGAACUAGACUCGAGGUUUUUAGCAUCAUCACAAGAAAGAUCUUUGGCUGUUGGUGCACCAUACUUACGGACAGAAAUGCACCAUCACCAGCAUCAACAUACCCAUGUUCACCAACACACAGCAACACCACUAAUCCCUGCUGUAGCUGCAACUGCUACAACUAUUCCAAGUGCUUCAACAAUACCUCCAGCACCAACGUCGGCGUUAUACCCUCCUCCUCUGUUUAAAGAUAUACCCAAAUUGGGAGGAGUUGAUUCACCAUUUUAUAGGCAGAAUUUGUUGUCUGGUAGCUAUCCAGGAUUUACACCAGGCCUAUUACAUUCGUCAAUGGGUCACACACCAUUUACUCCACCUAAUCAUAUGCCGACAUUUACACCAAAACAGUUGACUGAUACAUCUAAGCCUACAAAGUCAAGUAAACCUGGAAAAUGGAAUGCAAUGCAUGUGCGUUUAGCGUGGGAAAUUUACCAUUAUCAACAAAAACAACAAGUUGCAGAAACCAAAAAUGUUGCAAACAAUCCGGUGCCAAAGACUGAAUUAUUAAGGCCACCCACACAUUUAUUUCCACCUAGUCGACCACCUCACGAUCUCUCUCCUUUUACAUCGCCUCAUCAUCAUCAUCAUCCAGGAUUGCCUCCUGGCUAUCCACCUAUGGGUCCUGCAGCAAUGUUUACAAGGUAUCCUGCAGGAUUUCCACCAAUAUCCUCAUUCCCACCCAAUCCCAUGAAUGAUCCAUGGGCUAGGUUACAGCCUUCUCGUGGACUACCUACACAAAAUUCAAUGUAUGGCCCUUCUGGAGGUUGGCCUAUAAAACCAGAUCCUGUAGAAACAGAACGAGUAGAACAACAACAGCGAGAACGUGAAAGAGAGCGAGAGCGUGAACGUGAACGUGAAAGAGAACGUGAAAAAGAAAGGGAAAGAGGUCGAGAACGAGAAAGAGUGAAACGAGAAGAAAAGAGAAGACACAUGAUUCAGCAGCAGCAAUUGCAGCAUCAACAACAACAGCAACAGCAGCAGCAACAACAACAUCAACAACAGCAGCAGCAACAUCAACAACAACUUCAACAUCAACAGCAACAGCAACAGCAACAUUUACAACAUCAACAUCAGCAACAACAACAGCAAGUARCUAAAAUGAGAGAACGAUCACCUCUUAAAGAUCCUAAUUUGAUGUCCAAAGAAGAAGAUUUAAAUAACAUGAUGUUGGGUCGUAUACCACCUCCAUCUCAUUACCUUCCUCCACCUCCAAGACAUCCUCAAAGAGCUACUCAUCUACCAACACAUUUUUCACCAUGGGAUCAAUAUAGAUAUGAUUCUUUGAGGUUUAGUCCAUUAAUAGCUGCUGCCGCCUAUAGAGCUGAAGAAGAAGAACAUAGAGCCAAACUAUUUGGUUACCAUCCUCAAGCCCAUUUAAGACCAAAAGACCCAUCUCCUAAUACUCAUCGAUCAAUGCCUCCAGAUAUGCAACUACCUAAAAAGGAAGAAUCUUCUCAAUCUAGGUAGUCCAUAACUUAAAUAGUUUUUGUAUUUGAAUAUAUUUUAUUUUUAUAGUCGAAAUAUUGACAAAAUACAUUUUAUGUUAAUUUAUUCUUAUAAUUUCUCAUUACUAUCCUUAUUAGUGUCCUUUAAAAAUAACUACCUUAUUCUGUGUAUACAUUUUUAUUUUAUAUAUAAAAUGUAAUGAACAAUUUUUACU